AUGACGGAACCAUCAGUAUCAACCCCACUGGUUACAAAACCUUCGGAACAACCAAAAGUCAAAGAUCCGUGUCGAGUCACGGCGGGAAAAAGAUUGGCGGCUAUCAGUCAACAGGCCAAAGCCAACAAGAAAGCGAAACGGGAAGAAGCGGAACGGGAAGUAAGUAUUGAAAGUGAUGAUGAAACUUCAACAUUUUCCCUGAAAAAAUUAGGUUUGAUUUCUACCAUCAUUGUAGGAUUCGGAACCUUAUAUUUUAUGUGGCGAAGUCAGAAAAAGGAAGAAGAAGAAGAACCUAUAGAGGAAAAAGAAGAAGUCCCGACGAAACAAAAUCCCGCGAAAGUACACUUCGACGGCCCGUUUGAUUAG
Molecule: messenger RNA, 366 nt
Organism: Paramuricea clavata
Lineage: Eukaryota; Metazoa; Cnidaria; Anthozoa; Malacalcyonacea; Plexauridae
Source: the annotation of a GenBank genome assembly